Molecule: messenger RNA, 813 nt
Organism: Suillus fuscotomentosus
Lineage: Eukaryota; Fungi; Basidiomycota; Agaricomycetes; Boletales; Suillaceae
Exons: 4
Coding region: 1-813 (270 amino acids)
Source: RefSeq, a predicted model, not a curated record
AUGCCUGGCAGUAAUGAGAAUCAACCACUUACGGGGCCGACUGUUGCAGCCAAAAAAAGUAGAGCUGCACCAAGCAACCCAACAACAGCUUCUGGCCAGGUCGGAACAGUUCGACCACCUGUGGCAGCCAAAACAAUGACUCCAGCUUCGAAAACCUUGAAUAAAAAUCAGACCAAGCAAGUCCUGCAAGAGAAGAACACAAAAUUUGAGGAUGAGAAUUCUCGUCUCAGAGCAAAGAUCUUGCAACUUGAGGAGGCUGAACGGGCAGCAAAGCUCAUGGCCACGGAAGCAGAAGCUGCCAAAAAAGUUGCAGAAGAGAAGAUCAGAAAUUCCCAUGUGGAUCCAAUGCACGAGCUCAUGCAGAAGCCCACAACUGCCGAAAUGAGAGACUUGGGCAGCAGAGGUCGUCUGCUCAAGGCAAUGAAGCUUGAGAAUAACAAAGCAGAAUAUCUGGCCAUUCAGACCUCAGUUCACGAACUGUGCUCGCGCGUUGAUCUGGACUUUGGGGUGUUGUACAAUGCACAACCAACAUCGAACCUGGCAAAACUAUUUAAAUUGGCACGACAGGCCCAUCCUCACCUUGAAAAAUUUCAGAAUGAUUGGGCGACAGCGGAGUUGGUCAAACAAUUUCUGCAGAACAAACGAAAGGCCAACAAGAAGCGAAAGGCACACACAAUUGCAGGCACUGAAAACAAUAAACGGAGUCGAUUUGACGACUCAGACAACUCGGACGGAGAUGAGGUAGGAGACGGAAGUGGAUCUGGUGAGCGUGGGAUAGCAGAUGAUGAUGAUGAUGACUUUGGCGCUUGCUGA